AUGGCUACCGCAGCACCCAUCGACUCUGCCCGUAUCCGACCAGGACAGUACUCUCGUCAACCCUCUGCUUUCUCCCCUUCAGACCUCCACGGUGGCAAGGAGAAUCAGCCGCUCUCUCCUCAAGUCGACAGAGGAAGAUCGCCAGCAGCCUCUUCCACCGCACAACCCAUCGCCAUAGAUCCAAAGUAUCGUCUUCGAGGAAAUUCGCCCGAGCAUGCCGACAGAGCUUCGCGGUCCAAAUUUGGCUCCUCCUUCAGCCCUAAGAAGGGUCUGCGCAGUCGCAGUCGAAACCGCAGCAGGCUGUUCGGCAAGGACAAGACCGACUCUCUCAACAGCCAGUCGGCUCCUGCUCAGCCUGCAGCAGCCACACGCACUCCCGAACAGAUCGACGCCGACUUCCUCGACCUUCUCGACGAGCUCCAGGUGCAGCCCGACCUGCGCCGCAAGCUUCUCUGCCUCAACUCUACCGUCAAGGCCUCCAUGCUGCAAGGACAGGCUUCGCUCAGCUUGGCUACCUUUGCGCUCGACGACGGCUCGACUUCCUUGUCUGGUUCUCCAACCAAAUCCGCUCGUAUGCCCAUCCCAGAGCUGCUCAAGGGCCGACCAGCAAGUCGUGCCCCUUCGACCAUCUACCCGUCGUCUCCUAUGAUGGAAUCGGCUUCCAGCUUAAACUGUUCCAGCGACUCUGCCGAGCUGAUGGCGCCCCCCGAUACAGCCCAGCUGUUCGGGUGCGGGCCCCCUCGACAGGUGUCUUCUGGCUCGAUGGACUCUAGCUCGUCGGGCUGUGCGGGGCAUGCCAAGCAGCCUUCCAACACAUCGCGUAGUGCGCUCCGCGACGCUUUCAAAAAGUCGACCCCAAACUUGGGUCAAGGGGGUUCGUUCAUCUCUCUUGCCGCUUCAGCCGCUGGCGGCUCGGGCAGCGUAGCUGGAACGGCUCGACCUCGCUCCAUGUCAUUUGGAAAAGAGGUCGCAGCUUCGUUUGGCAAAGAGACUCCAGAGAGCUUUGCGACCAUGCUCAAGUGCACUGAUGCGAGUCGCAUCGAUGUGGCGCGUGUCAAGCGGAUGCGGGCUGUAUUGGCUGCGGAAUCGCCGGCGUGGAUCUCGACGUUUAUUGGAGUCGAAUGCGGCGGGUACCAGGCGAUGCUGACGCGGCUCGACGAGCUGCUGGCUAUGGAGUGGCGGGAGGAGCAGCACGACGAUAUGCUGUUGCACGAGCUUCUGCGCUGCUUUGUCGUGCUCAGCACCACCGAGGUCGGUCGAGCCGCACUCGCCUCGCAAGCACCCCGGCCCUUCCGCCAGCUUGUCGACCUGCUCUUCACGGAUAAAAAACCAGGCGACCUCUCGACGCGCAAACUGAUGAUCGACAUGCUGGCCAUUUUGCUGGAUCUCCAACUCCCCGCCUCGCAGGCGCACUCGCACUCGUCGCUCAACUACCUCCUCCAGCUCCUGCAGAACCCCUCGGACCCGGCCAAGGACGCGGUCGUCGACUUUAUGAAGCAGACGCACGCGCCGCGCCCAUUCAAGACGUACGUGCUCGAGGUCUCGUGCGUGUGCCGAGACUACUUUUGGAUCUUCUGCCACUCGCAGAACUUCUUCUGGAGGUUCGAGGAGCUGCAGGACAGAAUCGAUAGCAUCCAGGGUCCCAAGGUGCCCGGGGGUAUGACGGGCGGUGUCGAGUUCGAGGCCAUGGCGUACGUCACUGCGCACCUGAGGCUGGUCAAUGCAAUCGCGAGCGUGCUGGUGCAGAUCAAGCCGCAUCAGCUGCCCAGACCUGCGAUGAGUGCCCUCGAGUUCCAUCAGAGCCUGUUUGCGUCUGGCGUCGAGAGGGUGCUGGCUACGCUGAGGCGCGCGUCGCAGCAUCAUUAUCCCACGACGCAUCUAGAGGUGGCGCGGUACAUGAGCUUGGCGCGCCAGGCCGGGUGUGCCUUGCCGCACCACUUGACCGAUUGGCUGGAGAGCGCCAAGCUGAAAGCGGCGCCGCUGCUGCCCCCGCUGCAGCUGCCGUUGUUGCAGGCGCCUGUACAGCUUCCGCCGGCAGGACAGGCUGCGGGUCUGCUGCCGCCCAUCCCCACUGCGGGCGCCGGCGCGGGGUACGGUCUAGCAGCCGCGUUCAUCACCCCGUCGACGCCCGUGCGCCAGUCAUCGUUCCAGCCACCUAGCGAGAACGCUGCUGCUGCUAACCCCGCAGCGAGCGGGGCAACGAUGACGCGAAGCAACGCUAUGCGCACCGCCUCGCAGUCGCCCACCAAGUCGCGCAGCUCCCCGAGCAAGCCCGACCGUGACGACGACUUUUGGGACUUCUCAGCAGUAGAGCCGGCGGCACCGAGACAGGUGGAAGUGGUCGGGUUUGAGCGCCGACUCGACUCGCAGUUCUCGCUCGCCGCCGAGCCGCGUGUCGGCAUGCCGUCCUCGUCGACGUCCCGACGCAUCCUGGGUCUCCACGAUGCCGUGUCCCAGGACCUGACCGCCCUCGCACAUCCCGACGCCGCGGCAAAGGGGACCGGAUGCGUCGUGGCCUCUCCCCCCGCCACCGCGUCGGCUCAGCAGCAGACACAAGCGGCCAUCGGCAGGGCACAUGCAGCCCGACCCGGUACCUCUUCCGUCGUGGGCUCGGCCGUCAAGAAGUGGGAGAGCAUGAGUGUUUCGCACCAACACCGUUAG
Messenger RNA from Sporisorium graminicola, 2661 nucleotides. RefSeq lists its product as uncharacterized. Gene Ontology annotation, biological process: actin cytoskeleton organization. The coding region runs from base 1 to 2661 and encodes 886 amino acids. NCBI's taxonomy places the organism in Eukaryota, Fungi, Basidiomycota, Ustilaginomycetes, Ustilaginales, Ustilaginaceae. The transcript has a single exon. The record is from RefSeq and is a predicted model, not a curated record. Gene Ontology annotation, molecular function: actin binding; small GTPase binding.